Molecule: messenger RNA, 1826 nt
Organism: Phragmites australis (common reed)
Lineage: Eukaryota; Viridiplantae; Streptophyta; Magnoliopsida; Poales; Poaceae
Product: E3 ubiquitin-protein ligase XB3-like
Exons: 8
Coding region: 166-1524 (452 amino acids)
Molecular function (GO): protein binding
Source: RefSeq, a predicted model, not a curated record
UCGAUAAAAAGGCGUAAAGCCGUCGCCUCUCUUUAGUCUUUCCCCAUCCCACUCUUCGGCGCCUGGCACCCACCUUCCCCCACUUCGCCGGCGGGCGGCGGCGGGUGGAGUCGGGCCGGAGGAGUCGUCGCCGACGCGGCGGGAAUAGUCGGUGGAGGCACAGCCAUGGGGCACGGCGUCAGCUGCGCCCGCACCGGCGACGAGCACGACUACUUCCGCGCGGCGCAGCUCGGGGACCUCGACGCCCUGGGCGCGCUCCUCGCCGCCGACCCUUCCCUCGCCCGCCGCGCAACGCUCUACGACCGCCUCUCCGCCCUCCACAUCGCUGCCGCCAAUGGCCACCUCGAGGUGCUGUCCAUGAUCUUGGAUCGCGGGGUGCCGCCGGACGCGCUGAAUCGGCACAAGCAGACUCCGCUGAUGCUCGCGGCCAUGCACGGCAAGAUCAACUGCGUGCUCAAGCUCCUCCAAGCGGGCGCCAAUAUCUUGAUGUUCGAUUCGGUGCACGCGAGGACCUGCCUGCACCACGCGGCGUACUUCGGCCAUGUCGACUGCCUGCAGGCCAUCCUGUCGGCGGCGCAGACCACGCCGGUGGCCGAUUCAUGGGGUUUCGCCCGGUUCGUCAACGUCAGGGACGACCACGGCGCGACGCCGCUGCAUCUCGCGGCCAGGCAGGGGCGGCCUGGGGGCGUGCAAGUGCUGCUGGAGAACGGCGCCAUCGUGUCGGCUUUGACCGCUUCAUACGGCUUCCCUGGCAGCACAUCGUUGCAUCUUGCCGCUCGCAGCGGGAGCCUGGAUUGCAUCCGGAAACUGCUCGCCUGGGGAGCCGAUCGUCUCCAAAGGGACUCAGCAGGGAGAAUCCCCUACGCUGUAGCGCUGAAGCGCAACUAUGGAGCAUGUGCAGCUUUGCUAAACCCUUCAUCAGCAGAGCCCAUAGUGUGGCCUUCCCCACUAAAGUUCAUCAGCGAGCUUGAUCCGGAAGCAAAGGCUCUCCUCGAAGCAGCCUUGAUAGUAGCCAACAGGGAGAGGGAGAAGAGGAUCUUGAAUGGCACAAAGUACUCUGUGUCAUCACCUUCACAUUGCGAUGUUGAUGCCGAUGUUGUCGACGAUGCAUCCUCAGAGGUGAGCGACACGGAGCUCUGCUGCAUCUGCUUCGACCAGGCUUGCACCAUCGAGGUGCAAGACUGCGGGCACCAGAUGUGCGCGCCGUGCACGCUGGCGCUGUGCUGCCACAGCAAGCCCAACCCUACGACCCUGACCCUGCCCUCACCGGCCUGCCCGUUCUGCCGCGGCAGCAUCUCGCGGCUGGUGGUGGCCCGAACAAGCACUGCCAGUGAUCACGAGAAGCCAGCCUCCCCGCAGCUCGCCCGAAGGCAGUCGCGGCGGUCUCACAACCACAGUGAGGGGAGCAGCAGCUUCAAGGGGCUCUCUUCGGCCAUGGGCUCCUUCUCAAAGAUCGGCCGUGGCUCGAACCGAAUUGUCGACAGCGACAAUGGCAACCUUGACAAGCCUGAGCACGAUCUGUGAAGUAGAAUGCCGGCAGUACGCAAGCUGAAGCAGACAUCAUCGGCUUUCCAAGAGAAGAUGGAAAUCCAAGCAUGUGUCGUGUGGGAGCCUUCAGGGUGAUCCAAGAAAGCUAUAGAUACGAGCUAAGCUAAUUAAGUAGUAGCCAUCCGUUCUUCCUAUGUGUCUGUCUGUCUGUCUGCCUGCCCAUUCCUAUUUUUCGGCAUGCCAGGAUUCGCCUGUCUAUGCCAAUGCCAUUGUCACCAGUUACAGAUUCCUUGCCCUUGGGCAUAUGCUGAAGCCAGUAAGGUAUAGCUCUUGUGAGA